Molecule: messenger RNA, 2877 nt
Organism: Syzygium oleosum
Lineage: Eukaryota; Viridiplantae; Streptophyta; Magnoliopsida; Myrtales; Myrtaceae
Product: translation factor GUF1 homolog, mitochondrial
Exons: 12
Coding region: 89-2170 (693 amino acids)
Biological process (GO): positive regulation of translation
Cellular component (GO): mitochondrion
Molecular function (GO): mitochondrial ribosome binding; GTP binding; GTPase activity
Source: RefSeq, a predicted model, not a curated record
UCUACUGAAAAUACCCGUUCGUCCUCCUCCUCCUCCUCCUCUGCCGUCGCCGCCGCCGCCGUCGUCUUCCUCCUCCGCUUCCUUUCCCAUGGGCUAUUACAGGCGACUAGCUUCUUCGCGUGCCCUAAAAUCACUGAAAUGCCCCUCUCUCCUGUCCAGGGUCUCCCCGUCUCCUGCCAGAUUCGACUUGCUCCACCGCCGAUCAGGCGGUGCCGCCGCCGCCGCCGCCGCCGCCGCCUUCUCCCCUGGUCUCGGCUUCGGCUACGGCUACGGCUACGGCUACGGCUUCUGUUCCCACUCUCGCUCGAACCUCAGGGAGAACGCCAUCGACUUGAGCCAGUACCCUCCGGAGAGGAUCAGGAACUUCUCCAUAAUCGCGCACGUCGACCAUGGCAAGUCCACGCUCGCCGACCGCCUCCUGGAGCUCACGGGGACCAUCAAGAAGGGCCACGGCCAGCCUCAGUACCUCGACAAGCUGCAGGUAGAGAGGGAAAGGGGAAUAACGGUGAAAGCUCAGACCGCGACAAUGUUCUAUGAUUACAACAUCGAUGGCCUUAAAGCGGAUGAGGGACUUGAAGCUCAACCCUUCCUGCUUAAUCUUAUCGACACGCCCGGUCAUGUCGAUUUUAGCUACGAGGUGUCGAGAUCGCUUGCGGCUUGCCAGGGUGCCCUUCUGGUCGUGGAUGCUGCCCAAGGUGUUCAGGCGCAAACUGUCGCUAAUUUUUAUCUUGCGUUCGAGUCUGGCCUCGCCAUAAUACCUGUAAUAAACAAAAUAGACCAGCCGACUGCUGACCCUGAACGCGUCAAAGCCCAAUUGAUGUCAAUGUUCGAUCUUGACCCGAGUGAUGCUCUUCUGACUUCUGCCAAGACUGGACAAGGUCUUGAGCAGGUGCUUCCGGCUGUCAUAGAGCGCAUUCCUCCUCCUCCUGGGAAGAAUAAUUCACCUUUGCGAAUGCUUCUAUUAGAUUCCUACUAUGAUGAAUAUAAAGGAGUGAUCUGCCAUGUGGCUGUAGUUGAUGGUGCUGUGCGGAAGGGGGAUAAAAUUUCCUCGGCUGGAACUGGUCAGUCUUAUGAAAUACUGGAUAUCGGCGUUAUGCAUCCUGAACUCACCCCUACUGCAGUCCUUUUAACUGGACAAGUGGGUUAUAUUGUUAGUGGAAUGCGGUCAACCAAAGAAGCACGGAUAGGAGACACUCUGUAUCAUAGCCGAAACACUGUGGAGCCCCUUCCAGGUUUCAAGCCCGCAAAGCACAUGGUUUUCUCUGGUCUUUAUCCAGCUGAUGGUUCCGAUUUUGAGGCACUUAACCAUGCAAUAGAAAGGCUUACAUGCAACGAUGCCAGCGUCUUAAUUAGCAAAGAGAGUAGUACAGCCCUUGGCCUUGGUUUCAGGUGUGGUUUCCUAGGUUUGCUUCACAUGGAUGUUUUUCAUCAGCGGCUUGAACAGGAGCAUGGAGUUCAUGUCAUUUCAACUGUUCCAACUGUGCCAUAUAUUUUCGAAUAUUCUGAUGGAAGCAAAUUAGAAGUUCAGAAUCCUGCCUUGUUGCCGUCGAAUCCCAAAAGUCGAGUGACAGCCUGCUGGGAACCUACAGUUAUAGCUACCAUUAUUAUUCCUAGUGACUAUGUUGGAUCUGUUAUCACACUUUGCUCUGAGAGGAGAGGUCAGCAGCUUGAAUACUCAUUCAUUGACAGCCAACGGGUCUUUAUGAAGUACCGCUUACCUUUGAGAGAGAUUGUUGUCGACUUUUAUAAUGAACUCAAGAGUUUAACAUCUGGAUAUGCUUCAUUUGACUAUGAGGAUGCAGACUAUCAGCAAUCCGAUUUAGUGAAGCUCGAUAUUCUCUUGAAUGGACAAACUGUUGAUGCCAUGGCAACAAUAGUUCAUACCUUGAAGGCACAGCGUGUUGGCCGUGAAUUAGUCGAGAAGCUGAAGAAAUUUAUAGAUAGACAAAUGUUCGAGAUAAUCAUACAAGCUGCGAUUGGAUCGAAGGUCGUUGCAAGGGAGACGAUAUCUGCCAUGAGAAAGAACGUUCUUGCCAAGUGUUAUGGUGGGGAUGUUACGCGGAAGAGAAAGCUUUUGGAGAAGCAAAAGGAAGGAAAGAAGAGAAUGAAACGUGUUGGUUCUGUUGAUAUACCUCAAGAGGCCUUCCAUGAAAUUUUGAAGGUGACAUAGAGGACCAUUAAAGUUAUCUAAAGGUUUUGGGUUCAACUUCUUCUCAACAAAUUUACCAAGUUUGAUGUGGUGAACUGCUUUCAGUCUUUGGUCGCAGCUGUGUGAACACUCCUUGUUUGCGGGAUUGUGGCGUGGAGAAAACAAAAUGAAUGCAAUUUCAACAGCUUCUCUGAGAUGGAAACUGAAGAGGCAAGUCUGAUGUUUGUUUGCUGACAAACAUUAUUCUUGAUAUCUCAGAAGGUUUAAACAUAUCCUGGAAGGCAGCCACUUUUCUAUCCUGUGAUCCUACUCCAAGUUCGUUUUUUUGACACUUAUCUAGCGAGUUUGGCCGGGCAGAAAACUGCAGAGUUGGGUCUUAAAACACCACCUCUGAGGUGGACAGGCAAUUUUGCUGUUUAGUCUUUUCUCUCAUUCUUGUAUCAAUUGUAAUUGUGAUUGGGAAGCAUUUUGGGUUCUUUCUAUCUCCGUGGGUGGGCGAUGGUGAAGUCAAUUUGUUAUUUAUCGUGUCCCUGUUGUACACUUAACAUUUACAUAAAUCUUUGUUAUGUAGCAGGAAUAGACUACAGUAUCUGUCAUGUAUUGUAUUGUUGGGAAUCCAGUAAUGCCCAUCAACAGAAGAAACGAUCGUGUAAUCAAAUGACGAUGCCUCAAUUGUACAAAACUUGUGGGCAGAAUUUUUGAAUAUGAUGCAUGUUUUUGAGAAUAAA